AUGAUACGAAGUGGAGAUGCUGCAAAAUUGCCCGGCACGAAGAUCCAGAACCGGUGCGCUGUCACCUCCGUUGGGUUAGACGCCGUCGAUGGCUUAAUGGGAGGAGGACUUCCUGUUCAUAAUCUAUACAUCCUAUCAGAAACAUCGGGUCAGAAGUUUGGAACAUACUUUAUGAGAUACUAUGUGGCUGAAGGCCUAAACCAGAGUCAGAAGGUGGUUGUUGUUGGACUAACGGAACCAGAGUAUCUGAAUGAAGUUCCUUCAUGUUCUAACUCAGUUGCUUCUGUUCCCAAAGCGUCGGCACUGGAUGAAGACAUGUCGAUUGCUUGGAGAUACUCGACGAUGCCGUCGAUGAAUUCUGGACUAAGUUCACGAGAUAGGAACAAAUACGACUUGGCCAACAAUAUGGACAUUUCUAAUGCAGAUUUACGUUUGGUACUGGCUGACUCAUACAAGAAGUUGUUUGAAGAGCUGGUUCUUCUUUUACAAACCGAUGAUUAUGUGUUUGGAACUGGGAGGAAGAUGCUGCGGAUUGUUAUAAAUGAUUUUGGGAGUCCUUUAUUCGAAGAUUCGGAUGCUACGUACAAUUUCAUCACUAAAUUGAAGGUACUGCUGUUACAUUCUAAUGCUGUGUGCAUGCUUUAUCUGAACGAAAAAUUGUUUUCUACAUCUGAGAUUGACGGAUUUAUCACAGUUGCCGACAAUUUCUUUCGUGUGGAGCCUCAUGAUGAAGAAAUUAAGAAAGAUUUGGGACUCGAAGAUAGUUAUGAUGGUCGUUUCCAUAUCGUCAAACUGCCUCUUCUCAAUUCUUUUGCUACCAACAAGCCGGCUUGUGUGGAUUUGGUAUUCGAAAGACAUCGACAUUAUCUCGAAAUCAAAAUUUUGCAUUUGCCAGCUGUGAUGGGGGGAGGUGUACCGGUGAAGUCUGCUUGCCAAACUGUUGCCGAUUCGUUCUAA
This is a messenger RNA of Bursaphelenchus xylophilus (pine wood nematode), 957 nucleotides long. NCBI's taxonomy places the organism in Eukaryota, Metazoa, Nematoda, Chromadorea, Rhabditida, Aphelenchoididae. The record is from the annotation of a GenBank genome assembly.